Molecule: messenger RNA, 1688 nt
Organism: Canariomyces notabilis
Lineage: Eukaryota; Fungi; Ascomycota; Sordariomycetes; Sordariales; Chaetomiaceae
Exons: 2
Coding region: 310-1563 (417 amino acids)
Source: RefSeq, a predicted model, not a curated record
GACCUCGCCCCAGAAUGCUGUUAACCACAUUGUAGGGGGCUAGCUGUUCACCCCACUGCAGGUUUUCAGGUAAUCCGGCCAGAUCCAGUUGCUUUUGGCCGUGCGUGGUCGUCAUGCCUCCUCUUCUGGCUGUGCUUGAUUCACUUCCCUCGCCUGUUGGGUACUCAGAUUCUUGGAAGGAUGGAUUCCCAUGCAUUUCCAAGCUCUUGUGACUAGGCUACAUAACAUUAUCCCUUGCUCCUCCCUAGGAGUCACCGGUUUGUUUCGCAACCUCGGACACAGAAGGCGAUUUCAAGGCACUGAGUGGCCAUGCCUCCGUCGGUUUCAUACACCGAAAGCCAUAGCUACGAAGGAUCGCCCAGAAGACAAUGGCUGCCUCCAGCCGUCCUCGUUGCUUUCUGUUCCCUCGGCGUUGCAUCCAUAGUCGGAGUUUCCAUGUCCGCGGUGGUGUUUAGUAACGCCGAAGACCUGAAAAAGCCCGGAAAUGCUGUGGCACAAAGCUUCGUUAUGUUUGCCUCGAUCCUGUCACUCUCCUACCUUCUUGUCCAUGUAUUCGCAGCCCGCAAAGGCGAUGGACUCUACUUCGACCCUCCCAUACCGGCAUUCCGUCACCAGCUCCAUGCCUCGGCCAUCACCAUUGCGAGGAUCGCGGCAGCUAUGUGGGCCAGUGCGGUCAUCGCCGUCGCCAUUGCAUUAUAUCGCGGACACAGCGGGGGCGAGACCAUCCGCCUAAUUGUUGACAUGUUCUCCUCCGCGACAGGAUUCCUCUCCGAGUGCGCGAUCCUUUCCGUCGUCCAUUUAGCAAACCGCCCGUUCGACACAACGUGGAUCUCGCCUAUGUCGUUCGACGACUACGCCUCCACAGGAGGUGUAUUGGACGUUAGAACAAGCUCCCUCACCAUAGGCUCCGGCAACACUGGGGUAUCUGGCAGGCUUGGCGGAAAGCAGAUCAGUAAUGUUACUAGUACCAUGUCGCCUGGUAAUAUCAGCAGAUCGACAUCAUCCAGCCAGUCACGAGCAAAGAAGAUGGCACAAACGAGGCGAUACAUCAUAGACGCACCCGGGUCCGUGGUUUUGACCCCUGUCAUGCCCCAAAAGCCAAAAGCAACAGCGAACAAGCAGACAGGGAACGCGAGGGACGUGGCUAAUCCUGAGGACGACAUAUUGGUGGAACCUCUGGAGUCCGUGUCAUCUGCUGCUGCGGGGGCUAAGGACGGUAUAGACAAGAGUAGGGUAUCCAUCGUGGAACGACCCAUUUCGCCCGACACGGUAAUCUACGUCGGGCCGAGCAUUCCUCAGCGAACAGCCAGGUCGGGUGACGGCAAAAGGAUUUCUCGCCCCGCACGCCGCCGGCCAGUCAACAGCCCCGCCGGGCCGAGGGCCCUGAAGAAAACCGUGGGUCAGCCGGUAUCUCUUGAGCGGACCCCGGAAACGGUACAGGAGGCCCAGCCUGCUCCACUCGAAACUCCCGCUCCGCCGCCGACGCCUCCUCAGGCUUACGCUGUUCCCGGGGCGUGGCUGCCUCAGCCGAGUCCGGAACAGGAACUUGUCGGGUGCGCUUGAAGGGUCGGCUAGAUUAUAAGGAGCUCUUGGACUGACCAUUAGACUGUUUCCCGUUUUGCCUUGCCCAUCAUUCAUCCCCAUGAGACUGUUGGCUCCACUACCGCUCAUUAGGUACCCGCUGGAUU